Fragaria vesca subsp. vesca is the source of this 342-nucleotide messenger RNA. Its product is annotated as glucan endo-1,3-beta-glucosidase-like. Bases 1 to 342 code for a protein of 113 amino acids. The record is from RefSeq and is a predicted model, not a curated record. Lineage: Eukaryota; Viridiplantae; Streptophyta; Magnoliopsida; Rosales; Rosaceae. The transcript has 4 exons.
AUGGCUAAAGCAACUGAUCUCACUCUUUUGCUCCUGCUCUUCUGCUUCAGUUCAGAAAUUUUGGUCAUGGUAAAUGGGGAGAAAACUUGGUGUGUGGCUAAACCUUCAACAGACCAAGCAACGCUUUUAGCGAAUCUGAAUUUCGCAUGCUCUCACGUAGAUUGUCGGAUUCUUCAAGGUGGAUGUCCAUGCUCCUCUCCAGAUAAUCUCAUGAAUCAUGCCUCCAUAGCCAUGAAUCUAUACUACCAAGCUAAAGGAAGGAACCAGUGGAAUUGUGAUUUUAGGUGCUCUGGUCUUAUUGUCAUGACUAAUCCAAGUUAUGGUGACUGCAUCUAUGCAUAA